AUGACAAAACACCCGACAAUUCGCGCGAAAGCGAUCGAUUGUAAGCAGGGAGCCGUGCGGGCGGUACGAUUCAACGGUACUGAACAAUUUGAAGCGAGCAUAAUCAAAAUGAUCCAUUUUUCAGUGGACGGCAAUUACUGUGUGACGUGCGGCAGCGACAAAACGAUCAAAUUGUGGAAUCCGCUGAAAAGCAGUCUUCUGAAGACCUAUUCUGGCACGGGAAACGAAGUGCUCGACGCCGCCUCCUCUUCAGAUAAUGCACAGAUUGCGGCCGGCGGAGCCGACCGCGCGUGUACCGUAUUCGACGUGGAAACGGGCAAACAAUUGAGACGGUGGCGCACGCACGGAGGUAUAUACUCUGGAAAGUACGAGAUGUUUUUGUAAAACGAAUAUUUGCAGCUCAAGUGAACGCGGUGGCCUUCAACGAAGAGUCCUCUGUCGUAUUUUCGGGCUCAAUGGACUGCACAAUGCAGGCGUUCGACUGCAGGUCGCGCAGCGAAAAGCCCAUCCAAAUAUUCAAUGAGGCGACCGACGGAGUCAUUUCGAUCGAUGUGAACGGACAUGAAAUCGUGGCCGGAAGCGCCGACGGAAACUAUCGCGUUUACAGUGUCCGAGAUGGAAAUGUACGCACAUGAAGUUAAGAGAAACACUGAGAAUCCGGAAUUUCAGAUGACAAUAGACUACAUGGGCGACUCGGUGAACUCGGUGAGCUUCACGCCCGACGGCAACUGCAUCCUGGCCGGAGCGAUGGGCGGAACGGUGCGGUUGAUGGACAAGACGAGCGGAAAACUGCUGGCGAGCUAUAGAGGACAUCAGAACACGGAGUACAAGCUCGAGUGUAGAGUGCUCCAGUCGAUUGAACACGUGGCAAGCGGAUCGGAAGACGGACACGUUUACAUUUAUAAGUAUGUACUUGCUGGGCCUAGACUUCUGCUAUUUUCUGAUCGGACCCAAACUUUGAGUUCUUAGAAUUGAAGUAUCUUGGGACCAAGUUUCAGGCCGAUCGGAUAGUCUGGUCACUCUGAAACAGGCGCUAGAACGUAAUAUAACUUGAACGUUAAAUAACUGGUCGAAAUAGAACUUCAUAUUCCAGGACAUAAGUCUAGCUAGGUCGCCGUAUGGCCUAUAGGCGGACUACGAUUAGGUUAAUAACGAAUCGCCAGAGUCGUUACGUUUCUAUUUCGUAACGGUUCUUUUCCAUUCAAGUUCUAUUCCGUUGUAGCGUCUUAGAUCCCGAGAUAAUUUAAUCCAAGUCUUUAAAGUUUGGAUUAUUGCAAUUUACAAGCGUUUAAGAAGAAGACCGAAAUAAAAAUAAUCUCCUUUUCCAGCCUUCUCGACUCGAACAUAGUGACCAAACUGGAGCACCCAUCCCGUGUCGUGCACUCACUUUCGGCGCACCCGAAAAAAGAAAGAUUGUUGACGGCCGCCGGUCAAAUGAUUUACUUGUGGGUGGCGGAGGACGAUGUGGAAGUGCUCGGAGAGUGA
This is a messenger RNA of Caenorhabditis sp. 36 PRJEB53466, 1485 nucleotides long. The record is from the annotation of a GenBank genome assembly. Lineage: Eukaryota; Metazoa; Nematoda; Chromadorea; Rhabditida; Rhabditidae.